AUGUCCGGCGUCUUGUACUACCUGCGUCUACCCAGCAGCUUUCUGCGACGCAUCACUGGGAACUCAAAGACGAAAAAGGUCAACGUCCCUUAUCCCGCGAGCAAGCAGCCGGAGGCGUUCAAAACUCCGGUCCCGACACCGUUCCCCAACUGGUCGAUCGAGACGACCAAGCCGAUGCCUUAUCGCGCGUUCCGAUACGGACCCAAGUACAAUGUCACCAUGGGCCUUCGAUCUAUCCAGCCCGAGCAGUGGAUUGAGCUCGACAAUCAGUUCCCCAAGUACCACGCCGAGAAGAAGGCCCGAAUCGCAGACCGAGGCCGUAAAUGUGUCGACACCCACCCGGACGCUUAUCCCGCAGCCAUGGAGCUUCUCCAAGAGUUGGUCGAUUACCUCCCCGGUCGAUACCCUACAUUGUUCAAGAGGACUGCGGUUGGCAUUGACAACAUCUGGUCUGGAGAGUCUUUCAACAUCGUCGAGUCUCCGCUCGCCGAGGACCCCAUGGCAAUCUGUGCCCGCCUUGUGCAGGAUGACUUGGCUCUGAUGAUUGAGCGACCAGAUGGACAAUACUACUUGCUCGCCGGUGCUAUUCUCUUGGCAGGCUUCUGGAGGUUGUCGGACAAGUACGGCAUGACGUUGUCGGACAUUCACUACUCGGGCGACGUGCCUCAUUACAAGGAGAAGUUGGAGACUGGCAUGCUCAAGUUUUUCAAGCGCCUCAAGUGCGACACCUUCUUCACCCGCAACAACUACUUCAUCCAAGUAGAUGACUCUUUGUCCUGGAGCUGGAGUAUCGGCAGCGAGGAUGGCGAGACCGUCAGCUGGAGCACUGCCCAACGGGACAAGCCCGUCGAAAACCACUGGUUCCGCUCUGAGAGACAAUCCCUCCGCAGACUGCCCAAGACCGGCGCCGUCUGCUUCACGGUUCGCACGUACUUCCUGCCUGUCACCGAGAUGGCCCAGGAGGACUACGUGCCGGGUAGACUGGCGAGUGCUGUCCGCAGCUGGGAUGGGCCGGUCUCUGUUUACAAGGGCAAGGAGAAGUACGGCAAUGUCCUGCUUGACUACCUCGACAAGGAGCACGAGAAGCAAGUUGAGAACGGGUUGAAGCUGGAGGAGGAGGAUGAAGUGAGAAAGUACCCGUGGUAA
Messenger RNA from Ilyonectria robusta, 1146 nucleotides. RefSeq lists its product as uncharacterized. The coding region runs from base 1 to 1146 and encodes 381 amino acids. Lineage: Eukaryota; Fungi; Ascomycota; Sordariomycetes; Hypocreales; Nectriaceae. The record is from RefSeq and is a predicted model, not a curated record. The transcript has a single exon.